Panicum hallii is the source of this 6512-nucleotide messenger RNA. RefSeq lists its product as uncharacterized. Gene Ontology annotation, molecular function: protein binding. Bases 128 to 6031 code for a protein of 1967 amino acids. The record is from RefSeq and is a predicted model, not a curated record. NCBI's taxonomy places the organism in Eukaryota, Viridiplantae, Streptophyta, Magnoliopsida, Poales, Poaceae. The transcript is spliced from 33 exons.
AAAAAAGAAAAAAAGGGAGAAAUUUCAUGCGAUUUCUGCGCCCUCUCCUUCGGCGUCUUCGCUACUCUCCACCAGCGAGCCCCGAUACGACCAGCCCUCCCGCCGGCGCCGCCGCGAGCCGCGGGCCAUGUACAAGCUCGGCGGCCGUGGCGGUGGGCGCGGCGGCGGUGGCGGUGCGUCAAAGCGCCCGCCGGCCCCCCACGGCCGCGGCCGGGGCGGCACCUCCUCCAUCAGUGGGAUGGGCGCCCCUCCCCGCGGUCGCGCCGCCGCCUCCUCCGCUGCCGCCGCGCAGCCGGCGGGGCGUGACGAGGCGUUCCGCCUGGAGUCCAGCGGGCCGCCCGCCUUCGCUGCUAUAAUACGGCUGACCCCCGACCUCAUCGACGAGAUCCGGCGGGCGGAGGAGGCUGGUGGCGGCGCCCGCAUCAAGUUCAACCCUAACAUGUACAACUCGUCGGAGAACGUUAUAGAUGUUAAUGGUAAAGAAUUCAAAUUCACAUGGGCAUCUGAACGCGGCGAGUUGUGUGAUAUUUAUGAGGAACGUCAGAGUGGAGAGGAUGGAAAUGGGUUGCUUCAAGAGUGUGGCUCUGCUUGGCGCAAGGUGAAUGUGCAACGCAUUUUGGAUGAGUCAGCAAAGAACCUUGUGAAAAUGCGCUCUGAGGAGGCUGAACGUCUCUCGAAAUCUCGAAAAUCAAUCGUGCUGGACCCAGCUAAUCCAUCUGUCAAGAGUCAGGCCAAGUCAAUGGCUGCUGCAGCUGUAGAAGGUAGUAUGCGGAGGAUGCACUGGAAGCAGAAGAAUGAAUUUUUUAAAAAGAAUAAAGCUGCUGUUAUCGCCCCGACCAAAUCAGUUUCCAAAGUGAAGUUAUCUAACAAUAUUCCCAAAGGAAAUUUCUCAACUUCUCCUGCACCUUCUCCUGAACAACCUGGAGCGAGUAUUCCUUCAUUUCCUCUUGGAUCAGAUGCAAAUAAUGAAGUCAUAACACCUUUUGAUUUGAAUAAAGAGGAGAACAAUAAAACUGAGAAAGCAACACCAAGUAAGAUGUCUAAAGGAAUAAAUCGCCGAGCAAGUGUUCAUUCUGCAAGUGUUGAUGACAAUACAAAUGAAGUGCGGAGCCUCUUGAUAUCUAUACUCUCAGAAAAUCCAAAAGGAAUGAGCCUAAAGGCUUUGGAGAAAGCUGUUGCAGAUGUAUUUCCUAACACAUCGAAGAAAAUAGAGAGCAGCAUCAAGAAUAUUGCAAAUUACCAAGCACCUGGGAGGUAUGUGCUCAAACCAGGGUUGGAGGUAGAAAACUCUAAAAGGCAUGCAUCUGAAGAGGGAAGAUCCAUCAACGAGAACGUUGAUGAAUUUCCUCCAAGCUUAAAGAUUGACGAUCCUGAUAUAUUUGAGAGUAUUGAUGUUGUGGGCUCCCCAGCUGCUACUGCAGGAGAUGAAAAGGUCAAUAAUGGCAGUGAAGAUAAGGCAGGAACUUCUAGUGAGAGUGCAAGCGAUAGCGAUAGUGACAGUGACAGCAGUGACAGUGGAAGUGAUAGUGGGAGUCAAAGCAGAAGUGCCGCAGAAAGUGGCAGCGGGAGCAGCAGCGACAGUGAUAGUGAUGCUUCAUCGAGCAGCAAGGAAGGCUCUGAUGCAUUUGUGGAUAUUACAAGUGAUGACGACAAAGCAAAUACAGCACAAACAAAAGUUGCAGAUGAUCUUAAUUUGUCGUCGUCACCGAGAGAUUUGACAAGACUUGAUGUCGAUGAUGAACAGAUCGACAUUGGAACAAAUAUGGAUUAUAGGACUACAUCACCGCAUAUUGAUUUGAACAAUUUUAAUACUAAUAAUGAUGAUGCAGAAUCCGAUGGCUUGGCUGCAGGCAACCUGAAGAAGCCAUCUCAAAUUCCAGGGAGCAAGAACCUGCCAAGCAACAGAAUGGAGCCUAGCCGAGUUGAUAGCAAGUAUAAUGAAAUGUCUUAUCAAGAAGACCUUUUUGAUGACUCCUUGCGAACAACUAGUGAGAUACCCAACGAAGAAGCUGGUCAAUUCACAAAGCAGCAUCCUAACAGGAGAAAGUCAACAUCAAAGGAUGGAUCAAACCACGGCCCCAUGAGUAUUGGGGACAAAAGUGCCAAACCCAAAUUGAGAAGGUCUUCCGGUAAUGAGAACUCCACAAUAGAGCUUGAAAGUGGCAAAAAGGUCAAGGUUGAUGCAGCAUCUCCAGUCAUUACAGGUUCUUUCUCAGAUCAUAAAAAAAGCUUACUGCCUGAAAAACAUACGAAUGAUAGGUUGAACAAGGAGACAGGGAGUGUUAGCCGCAUUGCUUCACGAGAUAGCAGUCCUGCCAUGAAAGGAAGACCUUUGGCUUCUGGAAAUAUACAAAAGACAGAUCAGAGCCCAAAUGUACCUAUCCCAGCAAUGCACUCUGAGAGACCAAAAGAAAAUAUUGAGAAAUCAAGUCUGAAGAAAAAAGCAGAUAAGAUGCAGAAACCAUGGCAUGGUACCGAUGUUGACUUUGGGACACAUGGUGAAGGCCAACAUGCCAAUUUUGAUGGCUCGGAUGAUUCUUCCACAAGAAAAAGGAGUAGACAUGGGGAUUCUCUUAUUGAUGAGAAAAUGCUCAAGCGUUCAAAAGAUGCUAAUGUUAAUAUAAAUUCCAUGAAUUUAACCAAAACUUCCAGUGGAAAUGUUGGGCCUGAUGAGAUCACUGCUUGUCCUGAACCCAAUGAAAUUAAUGGUGAGCUAUCAACUUUGCAAAGAGAUAAUUUUGAGAGGUCACCUUAUGGUAAGAAAAAACUCCAGAGAGAGCUUUCAGAUCUCGAAUUGGGUGAACUUCGCGAGUCUUCUUUGGAAAAUGACAAUGGGAGGACAAGGAAGCAAUUUGAGAGAAAUAGUUCUUCCAAGUCACUUGAUGGUAAAUUAACUGACAUAAAUAACUCCCACUCCAGUAUGAAUAACAGGAAGGCUCAUGUAACCGGGUUUCAUGACAAGGGGAAACCAUCACCUCAAGAAUAUGGUAUUGGAGGUCAUAUAAACCAGGAAGCCUUUCCCAGGAAGGCAGCAGGAUAUGAUUUUGAUGAUAAUAGGCCUCAGCAAAGAGGAAAUGUUCCAGAGAAUCAGCAUUUUCCAAGGACCGAUCAUUCAGAUUCUGAGAACAUAUCAUAUAGGUCAGGUGAAAAAACAAGCAAAAAGGAGUCAAGGACGGCACAAGGUGGAAUGCUAGAGUAUCCAGAUAUGAAGAAGAAAACAACCUCACGGCUUCCACAGAAUGGUAUUAAUAAUGCCAUAGUGUCUCGGACACAGAAAUCAAUUUCCCCAUCAGAUAAUGAGGAAAGAAGUAGGAACAACUCUUUGAUUGAGACCGAGACAGGUAGGAAGAGAGACAGUUCUUCAGAUGACGAUAACUUAUUUUUCUCCAAGUAUGAUAAAGAUGAGCCAGAACUGAAGGCUCCAAUAAAAGAUUUCUCACAAUACAAAGAUUAUGUGCAGGAGUACAAUGAGAAGUAUGAGGCUUAUUCAUACUUGAACAGUCAGAUUGAGAAAACUAAGUCUGAAUUCUUAAAGGUUCAAGAGGAUCUCAAUGUUGCUAAAGAAAGAGACAAGGAACAAUAUUAUAAUAUUGUAGAAAGACUCAGAGACAUGUACCGUGAAUCAGGAGCAAGGCAUAAAUUGAUGAAAAAGGUCUUCGUAUUGCUUCAUGAGGAGCUGCAGACUAUAAAGCAAAGAAUUAGAGACUUUACAGAGGCCUAUUCAAAUGAGGCGUUUGGAACUGCUUUAUGGAGGCUGUCACUCAUUGUGAAGUCCAAGAAUCCGGAGAUGGACGCGGAGGAGAAGCUUCGGUGGCCCUUCUCGGACGGCAGCGUCACCGAUCUCCUCGACGCCCGCAGCCUCCACGGCUCCCCCGACAUUAGGAAAAGAGUGCAAUUUCAUUCUUCUCUAGUGCAAAAGCUUGCUUUGGAAAAGGAGAUGGAGGGUCACAUAGGUUGUGUGAAUGCUAUUGCAUGGAAUUCGAAUGGUUCGCUUCUCAUAUCAGGAUCAGAUGAUACUAAAAUUAACAUCUGGAGUUACAACAAUCGGGAGCUGUUGCAUGAUAUUGACACUGGACAUUCUGCAAAUAUCUUUUGCACAAAAUUUGUCCCAGAAACAUGUGAUGAAGUAGUAGUCUCUGGAGCAGGAGAUGCAGAGGUUCGUGUUUUCAAUAUGUCUCGUUUAAGUGGCAGAAGGCCUAGAGAAAUUUCUAUGGAGCCAGCAGCAGUUUACCAGUGUCAUUCAAGAAGGGUCAAGAAAUUAGCUGUUGAAAUUGGCAACCCAAAUGUAGUGUGGAGCGCAAGUGAGGAUGGUACUCUGAGACAGCAUGAUUUUCGGGAGUGUAGUUCCUGUCCUCGUGCAGGAUCUGCUAAUCAGGAAUGCCGCAAUGUGCUUCUUGAUCUACGUUGUGGAGCAAAGAAGUCUUUAGCUGAUCUGCCCAAAUGUCCAUUGGCACUGAAGUCUUGUGAUAUUAGCUCUGUUCGUCCCCAUGAAAUUGUUAUUGGUGGGAGUGAUGCAUUUGCCAGGCUGUAUGAUAGGAGAAUGCUACCGCCAUUGAGUUCAUGUCAAACCAAAAGGAAGCCGCCACCAUGCAUUAAAAUGUUCUGCCCAUUGCAUCUUGCUGACAAUAAGAAAGCAUAUUUGCACCUUACACAUGUUGCAUUCAGCCCAAAUGGGAAGGAGGUGCUUUUAAGUUACAGCGGUGAACAUGUUUAUCUAUUUGAUGUUGACCCAGGUAGUACGAGUUCAGUGAGAUACACAGCUGAUUAUGUACGAGAGCAAUUAUGUCUACCCCCUUUUCACAAAGUACCAGCAAAAGGACGUGCAAAACAAAGGAAGAUUUCAGUGAACACAACUUCCAGAAAAUUGAGGGUAGAUAUGUGCAGGAAAUUUAUGCAAGUUGCGACAAGAUCUCUGGAGAUGGGAAAGAACUUAAUGCAUGGGAUUGACGCAUGCAGUGAAGUACUUGAAUCAGUGGGACCUGACAUUGACGACAACAUAAGGCAUGAUUGCUUGUGUACUCGAGCAGGAUUGUACCUAAAGAGGAAGUGGAAAAAUGAUGUUUACAUGGCAAUUCGGGAUUGCAACAGAGCGCGGAAUAUUGAUCGCACAUCCUAUCAAGCACACUUAUAUAUGUCAGAGGCACUAUUACAGUUAGGAAGACUGAGGGAGGCCUCCGAAUAUGCAGAAGCAGUAAAUAGACUUCUUCCGCCACAUUCUGAAUUGAAGCGGCAGGUGGAUGAUAUAAAGCAGCGUGUUGCUUCAGCUGAACUUGAGAAGAACAGAACGGAUCAGAAUGGGAAUGCUAAAGCUGAUACACAUGGGAAAUUACGCUCAUUGAGUGAUAUAUUGAUUAGAUCUCAUGUCAGUGGUUCUACGUCACAGGAGGGACGGGAAGAUUCAGACUACGAUGAUGAAAUGGAAUUAGACUAUGAGACAUCAGUAUCGGGUGAUGAAAGUCGAGAAAAUGAUCAAGGUGUCUUUAGGGGUAGUUUAAGUUUCAGAUUUCAUCAAAGAGAGGAUCAAACCAAUGAACACGCUGGUGAGAAUGGAUCGACUGAGUCCACUCACAAUGAUGAUUCUGCCUUCCAGUCGGAUGUUGCCAUUGAUAUGAAACAAAGAUAUGUUGCACACUGCAAUGUGGGGACAGAUAUAAAACAAGCUAGCUUUCUUGGCGAGCAAGGGGAGUUUAUUGCCAGUGGAAGUGACGAUGGUAGAUGGUUCAUAUGGGAGAAGAGAACAGGAAGGCUUAUUAAAAUGCUUGCAGGGGAUGUUGCUGUUGUGAACUGCAUACAGUCUCAUCCCUUUGAUUGCGCUGUUGCAACAAGUGGAAUCGAUAAUACAAUAAAGCUAUGGACACCCGAUGCAAAUGCUACAUCUAUGGUUGCUGGACCAGAACUUGAUGUAUUGAGUGCCAUAGAGAAUAAUCAGCGGAAGUUAUGUCGGAACCGUCAAAUUUUGCUGCCUUUUGAAUUUUUGGAACAAUUUCGGAUGCAUGAGAUUGCUGAAGGUUUCGAGUGUGCCCAGAGUUGAUUUGCUAUUGCUAGAGUUGCUGAGCUUUCCAGAAAAUUUGAACAGUUGGGAAAGUGGUUACAUCCAAGGUACAAGAAGCCCAUGUUUCGACAUGAAUGGAAUCAUAAUGUUAGCAUGGAUUGAUCAUGAUAGUGGCACCUGGUUAGAUAAGCAGGUGUUGGCAGUGCGGGAAUUAUUACUUGAGAUGUCAAUAAAUAAUGCAAUUAUGUUGUGGUUUGGGAGGGUAUAAUGAUUCAUACAUGUAAUGUGGUGGAUUCAUCCCCUUGUAUAGAUUGUAGAUAGAUGAAGUUGUGCAAUAAGUGAAAAUCACCGAUGUGCGUUCUUUUCUCUGCGUGCCGCCUGUAGGUGAUUUUAUUCUCUGGUUGUCGAUGGCCGAUGGGAAUGUGUUUCGUUCCCUUGUGGAAGCUGUAACUGUAAUGUUGUAUAGUGCUGCAGCUUUCGCUUCUGCAGCGUUUUUGACGUAUGAUGAACAGUUAAUCCA